AGGCCUGGCUCAAAGACUCCUCUGUAGCGACCGGCCACGAUGCUUGCCUGCACCCGCCGAGCCGCACGGAAGGCAGCGCCUGCGUGGGCGCAUGGCUUUGGGCCCUGCCUUCAACAGAGGUAUCUGCACCAGAGCAGCCCACGCUGGAGCAUGGCUGUGAACCCGGGCUUUCCGGUGAUGUGGACCACUAUCCACGACAAGCCGGGCUAUGAUGAUUUUUUGGAGUUGGAGUACGAUGAGAUGCCGCGCGACGAGUUCGGCGUGCCGGCGCACAUCCCGCCGGAGAUCUCCACCACGAUCCGUCACACCUACUACAUCCCGCCCCAGUACUACCCCUUCCUGAAGAAGCUGGGCGAUGACACCCCUGAGUUGAAGCCCUGGAUGGACAAGUUGAUGAACGGGGAGAUGACCUUCGAUGAUUAUGAGGAGAUGUUCUACCAGUUCGCCAAGCCCUUGAAGAUCCAUCGGCCCCUCAUUCCAAUGCCCUACCGUUCGGCCGAGGAGAUGAAGAAGAGCGAGGAAGUGGCGUGGGAAGGCGCCUGGCUAUCCUUCCGCCAGCGUGUCUUGGGAGACUACACUUCCAGGCACUACUUCCGCGACUUCGUUGGUGGCAUGGGUGUUGGAAUCUUUCUGGCCUGGAUCUAUGUGCAGGCGCAUCGCCAGUACCGCAUUGACAUGAAGCUCUUCUAUUUGGAGGCGCCGGAACACAAGAUCAAUUGGGUCACCCCUCGUGGUGAUCUCUGAGCGAAGAAAGACCUGACAUCGCCCGACCCCGUCCCGACCCCGUCCGCUUCAGCAUCAUCAGCCUUUCCAAGACGGUCCACA
This is a messenger RNA of Durusdinium trenchii, 825 nucleotides long. NCBI's taxonomy places the organism in Eukaryota, Dinophyceae, Suessiales, Symbiodiniaceae. The record is from the annotation of a GenBank genome assembly.